CAUCAUCUUCGUCCCUACCGUCUUCCUUGUUCUCUUGCGUCACACGUCUUCCCUUUGCCUCACGUCGCCACCACCUUCGCCGUCGGCGACGUCGGUUCUGAAUCCGCGAUGUCGACCCAUCCUUUCUCCGAAUCUUCGCCGCUCCAAUCGGCCUUCUAUCGCCGGCGUGACCUCUACUCUCUCGCGUGGUCCCACUCAUCUCAGGACCUCAGUGGCUACUUGGUGGUGAGUGCCGCCAAUGGAGGCUUCAUAGCCGUCACUAGGGAUCCCAGGAAAGUGGUCAUGCUGGGCAAGGCGUCAGCUCUCAAGCCGAGAAUACUCGUGUAUACAGCCGCGGGACAAUUAGUGGAGAGUAUACCGUGGGACAAUUCGAAUCGGAUUGCUGGCAUUGGCUUUACGUCGAGAGAAGAGCUUGCUGUGGUUCUGGACGAGGGCGUGGUGCGCCUUUACACCCUUCUAUCGCCUUGUCCAGCGACCACCACGUCAGCUGCGUCCUCCGUACAGGACUCGAGUGGAGUUCCCACACCAGUCACCUCUACCUGCUACUAUACACAGUAUAUCCUUGGCACCGAAGCGACCGAAACUGGCGUGGUAGAGGGGAAGGUGUGGGAACAAGGCAUCGUCGCGCUCACCGGCGGAGGAAGUUUCGUGGACUUUCGCUUUCCCCAGCGUAAGGAAGACGAUGACGAGGGCAUAUGGGACCAGUAUGUGUCUCUCUCAGCUCCUCAAGUUCUGCCACAAGCUCUACCUGUAGCUCAAGGCUCGUCAACGGGACCUCCACCGCUCCCGACUGCAUGGACAUUUCUGCCGCCGACUGUAUCCGCUUCUGGCGUGCUCGAGGUACUCCUCUCCCCGGCCGUAGCCGCAAGCAGUGGUUUGGCUCCUCUUACCAACAGCGGCGGGGCCGCUUCUUCGGGCGUUUCGGCCAAUGGUGGCUUUGGAAGAUCUACGCCGCAUCCACCGCAAGCUACGCCUUCUCGAGGAACGCUCAUCGCUCUCGACUCCAUCUCUGGACCCACGGACAUGCGACUGACCCGGGGACCCUUCUCUUCCAUCGUGGCCAGUCCGAACGGCAAGCUGCUUGCUUUGCUGACCUCGGACAAGAAGCUUUGGGUCGUCAGCUCCGAUUUCCAGCGAAGCUUGAGUGAAUUCGAUGUCACCGAAUGUGAGGCAUAUCGGGAGGUACAAGAAUCUCACCGGAGUGGGGCUGGUGCCGCUCUCGCAUCGUUGGGUCAGACUGGUAUCAGACAGAUUGAGUGGUGCGGGAACAACACUGUGGCCCUGGCGUUUGAUUCCGAAGUCGUCAUGGUGGGACCCUUUGGCGACUCUCUUCGAUACUUCUACUCGGCAGGAAUCCACUUGGUGCCAGAGGUCGAUGGAGUACGAAUAAUAGGUGCCGAACGGCACGACUUCAUCCAGAAAGUUGCAGACUCUACUUCUGCAGUCUUCCGCCCUGGAUCAUCCGAAGCUUCGGCUAUGCUCUUCGACGCUUCAGAGAGCUUCUCGAGACGGUCUCCGAAGGCCGAUGACGGAAUACGUGCGAUUCGCAGCGAACUUGCUGUCGCGGUGGAUACAUGUCUUGAUGCCGCAUCUCAGGAGUGGGACGUGAUAUGGCAAAAACGGCUUCUCAGAGCAGCAAAUUUCGGCAAGAGUUUCCUGGACCCGAGCAGCUACGAUCCUACUAAUUUCGUAGCUGUAUCACGCCGCCUGCGUGUCCUGAACAAUCUUCGCUCAUACGAAAUUGGCAUCCCGUUGUCCUACGAGCAGUUCGAGAGCAUGGGUGUCACGGCGCUGCUGUCGCGCCUCACGAACCGCAACCACCACCUUCUCUCUCUUCGUGUUGCCUCGCACCUCUCCCAGCGACUAGACCCAAUUCUCAAGCACUGGGCCCGGGCGAAGAUCGCUCAAGCGGGUGUUUCAAGGGGUACCUAUAAUGCUCGUCGCGGCACGGAUGCCGCGAGCAUCGAAGAUGAGGAGCUAUGUGCCACGAUCGUUCGCAAGUUCGAAGACCUAGGGAAAGCAAACGACGCGGCGGUCACUGUCAGCUAUAGUUCCAUCGCCACUUCCGCGUUUCAAGCUGGCAGAGUGAGGCUAGCAACAAAGCUCUUGGACUAUGAGCCGCGAGCGGUCGACCAGGUCCCUCUGUUGCUUAAGAUGGGUGAGGACAAAUUGGCGCUACAGAAGAGCGUUGAGAGCGGUGACACCGACCUAGUCUACCAUGUCCUGCUCCGGCUCAAGACUCAACUGCCAAGAGGGGACUUCUUUCGGCUCAUCGAGCCAUCCACCACUGCUCUCACCUCCACGUCUGGGACAACCAGUCUCAACGAUUUAGCUGUGCGUUUGUUGGAAGUCUACGCGCAUAGCUAUGAUCGAGACCUACUCAAGGACCUCUAUUUCACUGACGAUCGGCGAGCCGAAGCUGCCCUGCUUUCGUGGGAAGGUGGCCAGAUUACACAGGGGAUGGAACAAAGCGAGUCGUCGCUCAGUCAAGCUGUCUUCGCGCGCAAAGAUGCUUCUAAAUUGUUCAACGAGGACAAGGAGCGGUCUCUGGAGUCCAAACUCGUCGAUGAGUCAAUCAGAUUGCUUUCGUUCCAGCAAGUGCUGGAGAAGGAUGACGGCGGCCGUUCUCAAUGGACUGGUCUAUCGUUGAACGAUACCAUUCGCGAGUGCCUCAUCAAAGGUCGUCAUGGCGGUCAAAUGGCCAAAAGGGCAGAAAAGCUGCGAUCGGAUUGGAAGGUGCCCGAGAAAAGAUGGUGGGCUAUCAAGCUAGAUGCUUACAUCAGAAUGCGAGACUGGGAGGGCCUCUGGGCGUUUGCGAACACGAAACGGCCGCCGCCGAUUGGCUAUGAGCCAUUCAUUGCGAAGCUUCUGUCGUCCCGCGCAAACGUAGAGGCCUUGCGUUAUGUUCCCAAGCUCAUGAGCGCAGGUGACAAGGGGGACAAAGCUCGGUUCGGAGCGCUGAUGGCGCGAUUGCCCAUCGAUAUCGCCAGCCCUUUGCAAGCGAAAAUAAAGGAGAAAGCGUAAGGAGAUGCGCACUGAAAGCACUUGCGUCGUUGCCGAGCUCCGAGGAGCCAACGCGCAUGGUGAUAGCCCAGAGUCGUUGACACACAUAUCAUGUAGCUUGUAGUCUCGAGUGAGACAUCGACAGGGACUGUUUGACAAUGACGUAGUGGCGUGGGUAUCUGGUCUGGAACGACGAAGGGAAGGAGAUGUGGUAUUCUGCUUCCCCACAUCUCUCCAUCGCUGGGCAGGACUGUCAAGCUGCUCGGGGGAGGUCCAUGUGAGCUGAGUACCCUCGGAAGUGUUUCAUGCAGC
This is a messenger RNA of Microstroma glucosiphilum, 3315 nucleotides long. RefSeq lists its product as hypothetical. NCBI's taxonomy places the organism in Eukaryota, Fungi, Basidiomycota, Exobasidiomycetes, Microstromatales, Microstromataceae. The record is from RefSeq and is a predicted model, not a curated record. Gene Ontology annotation, cellular component: HOPS complex; cytoplasm; endosome. The transcript has 6 exons. The coding region runs from base 109 to 3024 and encodes 971 amino acids. Gene Ontology annotation, molecular function: actin binding. Gene Ontology annotation, biological process: endosomal transport; vacuole fusion, non-autophagic; intracellular protein transport.